This is a messenger RNA of Adineta ricciae, 897 nucleotides long. The record is from the annotation of a GenBank genome assembly. NCBI's taxonomy places the organism in Eukaryota, Metazoa, Rotifera, Eurotatoria, Adinetida, Adinetidae.
AUGGCAGAUAUUUUUCAAAUAGUUAAUUUACAUUUAACAAAAAUUUUAACACCUAUCGUUAUUAUUUGUGGUAUCAUUGGUAACUCUUUUAAUAUCGUUGUACUUACACGACGUUGCCUCUACAAUCAUGCUUGUUCUCGUUAUUUCCUUGCACUAUCAAUUAAUAAUCUUUACUUUUGUACUGUAACUACGACUCAACAAUAUUUGUCUAAUAUUUCUUUGGUUGAUUUAGCUCAAACAUCAAUUCAUUCAUGUAGAUUUUUUGUAUAUGGUAAUGUGUUAUGUGUUCUUCUUUUACCUUAUUAUACUGUGAUUAUAUCAAUUGAUCGAUAUUGUGCAAGUUCAAAUAAAGUUCAAAUAAGAAAUUUAAGUAAUAUCAAAGUAUCACGAUAUGUUAUUACUAUUGUUACCUCAAUGUUUGCACUGUAUGCUUUAAUUUAUCCAAUAUUAGUUACAUUACGACAAGAUGAUGGAUUCGGAUGUCGAAUACGAUAUGAUAUGCCUUACAAGCAAAUAUUUGGACUUCUGUUACCUAUUACAGUAGCAAUAGUUGGACCUAUUCUUAUGACUAUAUUUGGCCUUUUAACAAUUAAAAAUAUCAGUCGAAAUCGUAUCAUACCAGUGGAAAAUUCAUUUUAUCGUCGUACCGAAAGUCAAUUAUUUCGAAUGUUAUUUUUUCAAAUAGGAGUAUAUGUUAUUUUAAAUACUCUAAAGGGAAUUACAUUUAUUAUAUCAAAUUUUCCGUUGUCAAUUGUCUCAACAUCACAAUUUCGUUUAGUAUCUAGUUUUUCUGAUAUUUUAUUUAAAAUAUCAUUUUCUACACCAUUUUUUUUGCUAUAUCCUAUCAAGUCGAAUUUAUCGAAAAGAACUUGGUGGUCUUAUAAAACAAUUAUGUAG